CUCUGGCGGGCUGCACUGUCUCUGACAGCCGCGUUUAAGAACAUCAAAGAGGGAAAAAAAGAUAAAAAGAACAGAACAGAAUGACGAAACGGCGCUCGCGCAGGACGGCCGGCGGCGACACAGACGGACGGACCGAGCGCGCGACCGCUCACUGACGCGUCCAGGUGGUGGUGGUGUGUGUGUGUGUGUGUGUGUUUGGGGGGGCUUAUAAUUAAUUGUGUGUGCGUCCAUCAUAAAUCCGACAGUAAUUGCGAGGCGCGGCGGAAACAUCACAGCGGGAAGAAGAAGAAGAAGAAGAAGGUCGGACGCGAUUCAUGCUCGGUGACCCCGCGCGACUUUCCAGGAUGGGCGUGGUCACUGAAGGAGAAGACGUCUUAGCAAGAUGGAGCGAUGGACUUUUAUACCUCGGCAACGUCAAAAGAGUAGACGUCGUCAAACAGUGCUGUUUGGUCAGAUUCGAGGAUAAUUCAGAGUUCUGGGUCCUCAGGAAAGACAUUCAGUCAUUCUCAGCCAGUGGAGAGGAAGUGUGUUGUGUCUGCGACGGUCCUCCUCUUAAAGAGCCACUCGUAAUCUGUCUGAAAUGCCGCCACUGUUAUCAUGCUCAGUGCCAUACUCCGGCCAUCGACCCUGAGAUGGACAGCGACACCUGGAUCUGUCGCCAGUGCGUCUUUGCCGUCGCCACCAAGAGGGGCGGAGCCUUAAAACGAGGACGCUUCGCUCGACUCAUGCAGUUGAUGAAGAUGAGGCUGCCCUAUCAGCUUUCCACUCUGGACUGGGACGCUCAGCAUCUGACCAAUCAGCAGCAGUGUUACUGCUACUGCGCCGGACCAGGAGAGUGGAACCUGAAGAUGCUGCAGUGUGGCAGUUGUGGCCAGUGGUUCCACGAAGCCUGCACUCAGUGCCUGACCAAACCUCUGCUCUACGGGGACAGGUUUUAUCACUUUCAGUGUUCAGUAUGUACGAAUGGACCAGAGACCAUUCAGAGACUUCCAAUGACCUGGGUAGAUUUGGCUCAUUUGGUGCUGUAUCAUCUGUCCCUGUGCUGCAAGAGGAAAUACUUUGAUUUUGAUCAUGAAAUAAUGGCCUUCACCAACGAGAACUGGGAUUCGUUGCUGUUAGGCACGCUGUCAGAUACGCCCAAGCAGGACCGCUGUCACAAUCUGCUCAAUGCAUUGAAUUCCCACAAGGACAGGUUCGUGUCGGGGAAAGAGAUCAAGAAGAAGAAGUGUCUCUUUGGCCUACAAGUGCGAGCUCCGCCGCCGCUGUCAUCCGAUUCCUCACCCCUCAUCACCGAGCAGCCCAUCAACAUCACGCACCGCAAAAGUCCGCUGUCACUGCCGUGCCAGAGACGACCGGUGGGCUCCGAGUCUCGCAAAUCAAAGCGGCGCAUCACAGAGACACUUCAGCAGCCAUGUCCACCAGCGAACCAGAUCAAUCUAGUGCCCUGCUGUCACGGCUGUGUGAACGGCGCGAGCGUCUACAACUCCCGGAAAUCCGAGGAGGAAUUAGCGCUGGGGUCACCUCCUAAGAGAAUGUUCUCUCUCUAUCACCCGUCGUAUAACGGAUCUCAGGGUCUGCCUCGAACGCUGCAUCACUACAGUGCCGAGGACCCUUGUCGGCUUCCCGCGCCCUGUCUCCCCUUUUCCAUGUCGUCUAGUCAGCCACCAGGGCAGAGGUUUGAACAGUGCCCAUCUCUGUUCCUGCGCGACGUCGCCCCCUACCCCAACGGCGUGAACUUGGAAGGGCACACGGCAGCGCGAGGCUGGGGCGGAGGCGAGGCCGUGAGGAUCCUGGCCAGGCGCAUUACGCCGGACGGAAAGGUCCAGUACCUGGUGGAGUGGGGAAAUGUCCGAGUUUAUUAGAAAGGGAACACGGGAAAACUUCAGAAGUUACAGCCGAUAAACGACACGGAUCCAGGUGGAGGCUGGACAGCAACUUGAUUCUGUCAGGUUAAACUGUCAGAAAUCAUCCCUCUCUCCUUUCCACGGUGUCUCCUAUACUUCGAAUACUGUUAGAAAACACCUUUAGAAUGCCUUGAACUUUACUAUCCUGAUUUGUAUCAUAUAUAAUAUACCAGAUACUGUAUAUUCAUGCUAAUGACACGUCUUUCUCAUGUUAAUGGGAUUUCUUUCGUCCAAAAUCAGAGAAUUAAGGUGAGUUUCUAAAUUAUGACGGGUGUUCAAGUCAAACCGGGACUUGUGAUGAAAUGGUGUAUGGUUAUGGUGUAAACGUGAUUGAAAUUUACGGAAGUCUUACACAAGCACGGUACAGUGAUGAAACUCCCACUCGCAGUAAAAAAAAUCAACUUUUGAAUGGUGCAAACAUUUUAAAGAAGGUCGUAUGUUCAUGAGUGAUGAUCCCGGGCCAGGUGGCUCAGGAUCCACUGCAGACGUUCCCGUGAAACAUUUAGUGAGUGGAACGCCUGAUCUUUCAGACAUGGCUCCGGUGUACUGAGAAAACUUUCUACCUUGAUGGUGUCCAGGCCGCAGUGAAACACUGGGAUAAGUGCAUUAGCGUAGGAGGGGAUUAUAUAGAGAAAUAAAAGGAGUCUUUCCUCUCAGAACUGCUUUUCUGUCAUUCUGCACAAUCAAAAGUCCCAGUUUGACUUGAACACCAGUAUGCCAGUAUUUGUGACAAUACCGCAAGAGUACAGAAAGGCAUCCUGGAUCAAUUCUCAUGAUAUAAGUUACAAUGAUUUACCUCUUAUUAUGCAAUUUUAUUUUUAUAUAAUUGAUAAUGAGUUUAUUUUGCACAUCUCGAGAUCAUCUGAAAUGCCCUGUAGCACUUCUCGUUUUAUUCUCUUUUUAUUCAGAUUUAUUAUUUUGGGGUUAGAUAUAUGUAAGUUUAUAAAUGCGCAUAUUAGAAGUGCACUAUUUUGUUUGACAGCAGGUUCAUGGUGAGGAACAGCAGAUGUUAAACAUUUACAGUAAAUGCACAAGAAUUUUAUGACAGAAACUUUUCUCUGAUGUUUUAAAGCCCAUAAAUAACCAGGACAAAUAAAAUUAGAGGACAAAUUAUUCAUGUCAUUCUUGUUAUCUCAAGCCUUUAGGUAAAAAUAUUUAAAUAGUUUAUUACUUUGGGUUUUAAAUAUU
Clarias gariepinus (North African catfish) is the source of this 3092-nucleotide messenger RNA. RefSeq names its product PHD finger protein 1 (gene phf1). Gene Ontology annotation, cellular component: nucleus. Bases 315 to 1862 code for a protein of 515 amino acids. Gene Ontology annotation, molecular function: chromatin binding; DNA binding. The transcript is spliced from 15 exons. Gene Ontology annotation, biological process: chromatin organization; regulation of DNA-templated transcription. NCBI's taxonomy places the organism in Eukaryota, Metazoa, Chordata, Actinopteri, Siluriformes, Clariidae. The record is from RefSeq and is a predicted model, not a curated record.